UCUACGUGGUACUUCAUACAUAUAUGUCCACCGCCCCUCUGGCCGCCUUCUUCUUUCUCCCUCACACCACCUCUCCUUCUGCGAAUCCAAAACAUCUGCCUUGAACCACCAAACCCACAGACCGACGUGGCCUUUCGCCUUCAUACGAAGACACACAAUUACCUACGACUCUCUCCCCUCCCGACCCAGACUAGUUUCUCACCCCUCCUACAAGCGCCGUUUGUUGCAUCUCAUUCCUGGACCGUUGGUGGCAAAUCCGUCCUGACCGACAUCGAAUUUUAUAACCCCUCGCCCGAGAUUUCCACUCCCUUCAUUGCCCCUGCGAGCGCUUUCCGUUUCGGGAACCGUAUCGAAUCGUUCACACGCAGCCGACAUGGAGAGCACGCCAAGCAGCCCCGCAGACUCUCGCCCCCUCUUCUCUCGCCGGUCCUCGAGCAAGCAGAGUCUCUCCCUCGACCUCUCCAACAUCCCACCACUAGUACAACCGACACCCCCUUCGAAUACUCUGCUGUUCACAAACCUUCAGGACCUCGACAUCUUCCGCCCCGACAACCUACAGACUAUCCGUGAGCUCAUCGCCCAAACCGCUCCGAUUCACGCCUGGUCACCACUCAAGUCCUUCCGCCGCAUCGUCGUUUCCUUCUACGAUGAGGCCUCCGCCAUAGUCGUCCGGCAGAUCUGGGACGGCGAAUCGAUCCUCGGAAACACCCUUCGCGUCUAUUUCGGUGCCCCCACCGCCGUGGACACCGACGCGAAGGACCGCCACCUAGCCCUCCCGGACGCCGGCAAGCUCUUCUUCAUCUCGCCGCCGCCGUCUCCGCCUCACGACUGGGAAAUGCGUCUCGAGGACGCCCCGAACAAGCUGGUGCAUGCGGAGGAUCUCGCCGAGGCCCUGGCCAGACUGCAUCAUCAUUCCCAGGCCGGUGCCGAGACCCCCGUCAGCCCAGUGGGCCGCUCAACUGGGCCGGCGGCUCCUGGUCAGACCCGAAGCAGGAGCUCUACCCUCUUGUACCGCCCUGACGCCCACGGCACCAGCCCAGACCUCCCGGCUAUUUGUCUCGAGGACAUGACGGACGAACCGAGCCCCAUCGACCAACCCAAGCCCAUCAUGGCACACACGGCACGGCCACCUGUGGAGCUUAUGCACGAUGCAUGAGAAUGGACGAUGACUGGAUGGAACGAAAGACACAACUCAAUUCGUCGGCGGUUAGGGUUUCUGUAUCUAUUAUCUAAAUUCGACUAGCCCUGCCAGCAAACAGCAAAGCAACCAAGGUGUGGCCCAGAUUCAAAUCAUUGCAUGGCGUUCACGGGGACGGGGAAAGGAAAUAUCAGGUUAUCAUUUAGCGGUGGAGUAGCAGCCCGGUGUUGGGAGAUGUUCAUCCUGAUUUGGAGACCGGGUCAAACUCCCACUUGAAUCAUACAAGGUGCCAAUAUCGUCACUAUUAAGUUGAAAACGAGUCAUUUGAAAAUAAUUACAGGUUAAAAGUUAAAAGCUUUGUCUCGCUGAUUAGAGACAGAUAUCACACAAUCUGCUCCGCGGGUGACAGUGGCC
This is a messenger RNA of Sodiomyces alkalinus F11, 1552 nucleotides long. RefSeq names its product Calcipressin-domain-containing protein. Gene Ontology annotation, molecular function: nucleic acid binding; calcium-dependent protein serine/threonine phosphatase regulator activity. Gene Ontology annotation, cellular component: cytoplasm; nucleus. The coding region runs from base 374 to 1156 and encodes 260 amino acids. The record is from RefSeq and is a predicted model, not a curated record. The transcript has a single exon. NCBI's taxonomy places the organism in Eukaryota, Fungi, Ascomycota, Sordariomycetes, Glomerellales, Plectosphaerellaceae. Gene Ontology annotation, biological process: calcium-mediated signaling.